GGUCUCAGUCGUAGUCUGCAAUGGUUCUGGCAAACUCGUGUGCAAGGUUGACCAUUAGGGUCUCUGGUAGGUUGCCUCUUAACCACACUCGCACGCGCUUUUUGUCCUUGCAGUACUCCAGACCACUGCCAAAAAUCUCUCCAUAUGGCCUGUCUAACACGAGGAACUAUUGGUGGUCCAAAUCACCCGUCCCAGAGCCAUCUAAUCCAGUGGUGACAUCUUCUCCAGAACAUCCACUCGUACCGCAGGACUCACCUUCAGUACCGGAAACACCUUCAUUGCCUGCUAGUAAUGACACUGUCAACUCCGCUCAAUCUACGUCUAACACCCCAGAGGCGUCGGCAGCACUGGCAGUUCCCACUGCCCAGAUCCCAGAACCACCUGUACCCGACGUGUCUCCCAUACCUACCGUGUCAGACGUCAUUCCUCCUCUCAACUACGGCGAUUUUGCUGAACUUGGAAUUGCCGGCUGGACACCCGCGGGAAUCAUCAGAUGGUCUUUCGAGCUCCUCCAGGUCAGCACAGGGAUGCCAUGGUUCUAUGCCAUCAUCGCCGGGACAUUACUAUGGCGAGUGGCUCUUGUGCCGGUUAGCGUGGCUAGCAUACGGAACUCUGCGCGUCUCCUUCCAUUCACCAGCCAACUGAUGACCCUCGGCGAGGAGACGAAAAAUGUUCCAAAGGGAGAUAGACUUGCUAUGCAGCGUAUUCUUCUGAAGCGACAGAAAAUAUACGAGCAAGCCGGCGUUAGGGUCGGGCCUUCCAUGUUCUUGCCGUUCAUUCAAAUCCCUGUUACGUUUGGAAUGUUCCUGGGCAUCAAGAAAAUGGUUCAGCUACCCGUCGAGCAGCUCAAACAAAGCGGGAUUGAUAUCUUGCCAGAUUUGACCAUGGCUGACCCUUACUUCAUCCUACCGAUUCUUACUACAGUCAUGGUGAACAUUCAAAUGACCGUUAUGAGAAAAGACAUGAAUAUUGCUGAACGUCCAGAGAUGGCGCAUUUCAUGAACUUUAUGCGGAUAUUGUCUGUCACGGGUCUUCCCUUCAUGGGCCACUUACCAUCUGGAUUAUGGCUAUCGGUUGUUACUGGUGUCACUGCAACUGCACUGCAGUCGUUAAUACUUCAGCAAGCCGCUGUGCGUCAUGCGCUGAAGAUUCCGCCCCUUGUGAAGCAGGCCAUGCCCUUCCCCACGAUGAUACAGUCCCUGCGAUUUGCUCAGACAUGGUGGCAGAACCGAAGCAAAGUCACUGCAGCCAAGGCCCGGAGAUGAUAGUCUAUAUAGCAUUUCGAUAUAACAUAUAACUGGUUUAAUAUUUAGAUGUUCCCCACUCACUCGUUCGCUGUCAUAAAUACUGUUAUCGAGGCACGUAUGUUAUGG
Molecule: messenger RNA, 1373 nt
Organism: Serpula lacrymans var. lacrymans S7.9
Lineage: Eukaryota; Fungi; Basidiomycota; Agaricomycetes; Boletales; Serpulaceae
Exons: 5
Coding region: 21-1265 (414 amino acids)
Biological process (GO): protein insertion into mitochondrial inner membrane from matrix; mitochondrial respiratory chain complex IV assembly
Cellular component (GO): mitochondrial inner membrane
Molecular function (GO): membrane insertase activity
Source: RefSeq, a predicted model, not a curated record